This is a messenger RNA of Mus caroli (Ryukyu mouse), 2892 nucleotides long. It is a transcript of the gene Chrna6, whose product is annotated as cholinergic receptor nicotinic alpha 6 subunit. The record is from RefSeq and is a predicted model, not a curated record. Gene Ontology annotation, molecular function: acetylcholine-gated monoatomic cation-selective channel activity; transmembrane signaling receptor activity. Gene Ontology annotation, cellular component: postsynaptic membrane. Gene Ontology annotation, biological process: monoatomic ion transmembrane transport. NCBI's taxonomy places the organism in Eukaryota, Metazoa, Chordata, Mammalia, Rodentia, Muridae.
GACAGGACAUGUGACAGCCAGCCGAGGGAAGCAGCAGUGUUGGCUUCCCUUGCCCUUCACAUCUGUUUCAGCCUGGGAUGCAGGGAGCAGCUGUGUGGUAUCCCGUGUUUUCACUUCACAGAAGAUCUGUGUGGGCUUCCAGGAGCUUCCUGGGGCUUUCACGAUCUGAUUCUGGUAGCUGACUGACGGCUGUGUUUUCCACAGCCCUCCGUGUGGAAAUCGGAAUUCAGAGAGCUUUUAUCAUGCUGAACAGCCGGAACAGGGGAAACCUUCACUGGGGUUUGUGUCUGUGGCUAUGUGGAUUCCUGGCUCUCUUUAAAGGCAGUACAGGCUGUGCCUCUGAAGAGCAGCUCUUCCACACGUUGUUUGCUCACUACAACCGCUUCAUCCGGCCAGUGGAGAAUGUCUCCGAUCCCGUCACGAUACAUUUUGAAUUGGCAAUCACGCAGCUGGCCAAUGUGGAUGAAGUCAACCAGAUUAUGGAGACCAAUCUGUGGCUGCGUCACAUCUGGAAGGACUACAGAUUGCGUUGGGAUCCAACGGAGUAUGAUGGCAUUGAGACACUUCGAGUUCCAGCAGACAACAUCUGGAAGCCUGACAUCGUUCUGUAUAACAAUGCUGUUGGUGACUUCCAGGUUGAAGGCAAGACCAAAGCUCUUCUUAAGUAUGACGGUGUGAUAACCUGGACCCCGCCAGCCAUCUUUAAAAGCUCCUGCCCAAUGGACAUCACCUUCUUCCCAUUUGACCAUCAAAACUGCUCCCUGAAGUUUGGUUCCUGGACUUACGACAAGGCAGAAAUCGACCUUCUCAUCAUUGGCUCUAAAGUGGACAUGAACGACUUUUGGGAAAACAGUGAAUGGGAAAUUGUCGACGCCUCUGGUUACAAGCAUGACAUCAAGUACAACUGCUGUGAAGAGAUUUACACAGAUAUAACCUACUCCUUCUACAUCAGGAGGUUGCCCAUGUUUUACACCAUCAACCUCAUCAUCCCCUGCCUCUUCAUUUCCUUCCUCACGGUGCUGGUCUUUUACCUUCCCUCUGACUGUGGCGAGAAAGUGACUCUUUGCAUCUCUGUUCUGCUUUCUCUCACUGUCUUUUUGCUGGUGAUUACAGAGACCAUCCCAUCCACAUCUCUCGUGAUCCCACUGGUGGGUGAGUAUCUACUGUUCACCAUGAUCUUUGUCACGCUGUCCAUUGUGGUGACCGUGUUCGUGCUGAACAUACACUACAGGACCCCAGCAACGCAUACCAUGCCCAAGUGGGUGAAGACCAUCUUCCUUCAGGCCUUCCCCUCGAUUCUGAUGAUGAGGAGGCCUCUGGACAAAACAAAGGAGGAAGGAGGUGUUAAGGACCCCAAAAGCCAUAGCAGGAGGCCUGCCAAGGUCAUGUUUACUCAUCGAGGAGAACCCAAACUUCUAAAGGAAUGCCACCACUGCCAAAAAUCAAGUGAUACAGCACCUGGAAAGAGAAGAUCAAGCCAGCAGCCUGCACGGUGGGUGGCAGAGAAUUCAGAGCACUCGCCCGAUGUUGAAGAUGUCAUCGAGAGUGUUCAAUUCAUAGCAGAAAACAUGAAGAGCCACAAUGAAACAAAUGAGGUAGAAGACGACUGGAAAUACAUGGCUAUGGUGGUGGACAGGGUCUUCCUCUGGGUAUUUAUAAUUGUCUGUGUGUUUGGAACUGUGGGGCUGUUUCUGCAGCCACUGCUUGGGAACACAGGAAAGUCUUAAUUGGUAUUGUCCCUUUACCUUCUGAAUCUUUUAGAUGUUGUGUUUUUUCCGAACUAGUCCCCACAAGAAAAAGGCAACUACACCGUCUCCUAAACCAAGACAAGAAGGGAGUGGGCAUUGCUGCAGCCUUAGGAGCCUGAAUACGUGUCUUCCUUACACUGGGUGUUUUAUCAUCUUGGAGCCCAGAGCCGGCAGUGGUCCUAGGCUAGGAGGACUGAGUCAGCUUCUCUAUAAUUUGCAUUCUUUGUUUCAAGAAGCACAAAUGGUCCCUUAUAGAGCUAGGCCCCAUAGUCAGAGUCAGUCCACCCUGAAAGGCUUGUAUCCGAAGCUCCUGCUGGUUAUUGCAAGUGAUGUGUAUGGCUAUCGAGAAACUCGAGAACACUGCUGACACUUGCAACACACCUGUCUGCUACUUUCUUAUGCAUGUCCCUGUGAUGUAGCUCACACUCAUAUCUGACACGUGCAAUGGUCACAGAAGAAAGCAGAUAGCAUCUCUCUUAGCAGACUAUUCAAUUCGUGGUGCAAUUGGUUUUCUGUCCGUGUGAAAACCACUGAGAUGAUAGGUGUAAAAGGAUGACGUUUAUAUGAGCUCAUGGAUUUAGAGAACUCUGCCCAUGAUCACUAGGCCCCAUUGCCUCUGGGCCUUUGAUGAGGCAGAGCAUCAUGCCUAGAAGAGGAUGGCUUCCCACUUAAAGAUAGCUACAAAGAAAGCAAACAGAGAGGAAGGCUCUGGAGUGCCAAUAUUCCUUUCACAGUCACGGCCCAAUGACUUCAUGUCUUCUUACAAGACCUUCCAUCCUAGAAGCUCCACUACCUCCUGAUAGUGUGGAGGAAUCAGUCUCUAGCACUUGUCCUUGCUGAUCCAAACUACAGCAGUAUUGUUCUGGCAGGACAUUUGGCUGGCUCCAGUACUGUGCUAGGUGCUACAAGGGGUUACGUAGAGUCUUUCCCUUAUAAAGUUACAGCCUUUUAGAAAAGCCGUAUAUGCAAAGAGCCACAGGAUCAGGUAGUAGAGGAUAUAGCUAGAGCAACCCAAAUAGGAGAAACUAAUCCGGCAAACUUAAAUCACUCUUGUGUUUCAAAUAGAUAUCUGUGUAGCUUUUUCCCACAAGCCCUUCACUAGCUCACUGCAUGGAGAUGAAAUAAAAUCGAUAUGAAAUUUUAA